Molecule: messenger RNA, 821 nt
Organism: Coniophora puteana RWD-64-598 SS2
Lineage: Eukaryota; Fungi; Basidiomycota; Agaricomycetes; Boletales; Coniophoraceae
Product: COX5A-domain-containing protein
Exons: 3
Coding region: 78-500 (140 amino acids)
Biological process (GO): mitochondrial electron transport, cytochrome c to oxygen
Cellular component (GO): mitochondrial inner membrane
Source: RefSeq, a predicted model, not a curated record
UUUUCAGUUGCUUGUCACCGUCGCCGUUUCGCUCGUCGCCCCCCUUCACCAGCCAGCCAGCGCAAACUCAGCCAGCCAUGUCCCAGCGCAUCCUCGCCUCUGUCCUCCGCGCUCGCCCCACCACCGUCCUCACCCGUGCUGCCCCGCGCGCACCCGUCGUCUCCGGUCUCCGCUGGUCCUCGGAAGCUCACGGCCAGGAGUCGUUCGAGUCGUUCUCCGAGCGCUACAUCGCCUUUUUCCAGGGCGCACAGGACCUCUUUGAGGUCCAGCGUGGCCUCAACAACUGCUUCGCCCACGAUCUCGUCCCCUCCCCCGGCGUCAUCGAAGCCGCCCUCCAUGCCGCCCGCAGGGUGAACGACUACGCGACCGCCGUCCGCGUCCUUGAGGGUGUCCGCGAAAAGGUGGAGAAUAAGCAGCAGUACGAUGCGUACUUGGAGGAGCUCAAGUCUGUUCGUGAGGAGUUGGGCAUUCAGACCAAGGAGGAGCUGUACACUUCAUGAAAGCUUUCAACUUCAGUCUGUGCUUUACUUAGAUUCAAUGCCUUAUUCGUAUCAGUCCCCGAAUGCGUCCACCACAACUCAAUUCUGGAUAUAGACCUAGCAAUAUAAAAGGCCUGGGACUCAGCUUUGGUCCGUUCAUUUUGGGCAGUCAGCACUUUCCCAGUGGCAAAUCGGCCUGCCGCUCCCCAGAUAGUGUUCGUUGGGCCUUCCACCUACCGGUGACGUUUCCCCGUUUGCGUCUUCCAGUCUUGACCUUAGGGCCACUCCGAGUGAGAAAUGUUUGCCAGUGCCAAUGUGAUGCGAGUUGCACAUUCUGCCAAC